Molecule: messenger RNA, 1875 nt
Organism: Cryptomeria japonica (Japanese cedar)
Lineage: Eukaryota; Viridiplantae; Streptophyta; Pinopsida; Cupressales; Cupressaceae
Product: disease resistance protein RUN1-like
Exons: 7
Coding region: 1-1875 (624 amino acids)
Biological process (GO): defense response; signal transduction
Molecular function (GO): ADP binding
Source: RefSeq, a predicted model, not a curated record
AUGUUUGAUUCUCGUUCUAGUAUUAUUAUUCCCAUCUUUUAUGACAUUCAACCUUCAGACCUUCGCCAUGUUAACCAAGGAGCAUAUGCCGGAGCCUUUCAACAACACAGAGAGAAGGGCAGGGCUACCAUACAACAACUGGACAGCUGGAUAAGUGCCCUCAAUAAAGUGUCUGCCAUUUCUGGCGUGGUGAUCAGCACAGAGGAAGAUGACCUUGGAGAGCGUCUGGAAGAAAUUGUGGAGAUUAUAUUAAAAGAAGUCAGAAGGGAAGAUCUGGAUGUGGGUAAAUACCCUGUGGGUCCUGGGACUCCGUCAAUCGGCAGAGCAUUUCGAAAGGGAGUACUUGGUGCAUCAGGCAAAUCAAAUCUGGCUAUUCAUCUCUACAAUUCCAAGCGUUCUCAAUUCCAGAGAUGUUGUUUCUUGUCUCAGGUGAGUAAAACCGAUUUACGCGCUCUGCAGCAAACUCUGCUUAGGGAUCUUCUCUGUGAUCAGAAAUUGGGUUUUCAGGACACGCUUAGAGGGAGGAGCAUGCUUCGAGAUCGUCUACGAGGGUUGAAACGUGUUUUGAUUGUUUUUGAUGAUAUGGCUAAUACAGAGCAAGUAGAGAACUUGUUAUUUGUGAAGGAUGUUGUUGGAAAUGGCAGUCUGCUUUUGGUGACAUCUGAGACCAAACUUUAUUCAGAAAAUGUCCAAGAGCUCUUCUAUUGGCACGCUUUCGGGCACUCUGAACCAGUAGACGAUUUGCAAAAUAUGGUUGAAGAGUUGGUUGGUAUGUGUAGUGGGUUUCCAUUGGCUUUGAAAGUUUUAGCGGGGCAGCUCCACAGAGAACAUGAUCCAGGGAAAUGGAAGAAGGAAUUGGAAAGUCUACGGAAACAACUGCAGAAAACGGUUCGAGGAGGAAUUCGUAGAGAUGACGAGAAUUGCCUGAAGUGGAACGGAUUCACUCUCAAAGAUACUGCAGGGAAAACGGCAUGGCACCCAUUCUUACAAGCUACACGUCGCACCCUGGAUGAUUGUAAAUGGCUCAACCGAGACGAUGAUGAUCAGUUGCCAUAUGAAUAUAUAUACGGAUUAAAACUUCUGGCGUUGCUGCAUAAUUCCCCUCUUCUUCAGCGAUUGAAUAUUGUGUCCAGAGAUUUGAUAUGGUUGCGCUUGCGUCGAUCCAAGGAAACUUCUACUCCUAUCCUUUCACGGAGAGGUAUAAACAAUCUCAUUCCAGCUUCUACUAUCCCUCUUUUACAUCUGCAAGAAUUGACAGUCACGUGCACAAGUGACUCUCAGAUGUACAAUCCAUGGACGGCUGGCCCUUCAACAGCUGGUUUCAGAAAACUGAAGUUAGCCUCCAAGAUUUCAGGCUCACUGCGACCUCCAAUUCCUUCAAAAGCCGUUUCCACUAAACUGUCUUCAGUAUCAAAUGCUCCUGAUUUAUUUCAGAGUCAAAUAAAUAUUGGACACUGGCUUUGGGAGUGGAAGCUCAUUCUCAGAAAUUUGGGAAAAAUCUCCACGCUUGAGUACCUCGACUGUGAGGGUUGCUCUAUGCUCAAUGAAUUGCCAGAGGGAAUGGAGGCUCAAAAGUCCUUACAGCAUUUAAAUGUUCUCUAUACUGAGCUGACGAAAUUCCCUCAGGAUCUGGAACAGCUGGAAAAUCUGAAGGAACUACUUAUAGGGAGCUCAAAAUUGGUAGAGUUACCAUCUUCUCUAUAUACUUUGAGCAGAUUAACAGGCUUGACCCUGUUAGGAUGCACAAAACGAUUUUAUAUUGACAACUCUAUUGAAAAGUUAGUGCAUUUGGAAAGGGCUAGAAUAUAUAAUUGCGGACUCAAAGCAUUACCAGAAAGAAUUGCGUGGAUGAAUAUGAAAAUUUUGGAUGUUUAA